AUGGCCAAGGACAACAAGUUACUACUUUCAGAAGAAAGCGUUCCUUCUCGUCUUGGUUAUCAGGGUUUCAUUGUAAGCGACGAUGGGAUGAAGACCUAUGCUCGUAACUACAAGUGCGGUAGUCCAGGACUCGGUAGUGGCCAGGAAUGGACUGCACCCCUAACAGCAGCUGGGAUAAGGGCCGCAGCUGUGCGUGACGGGCUAAUUGAGACAGAUCCCCCUCAAGGAGGUGGAAUACCUCAAAUACCACCGCAAUAUGCCGAGACAAGGCAUCUUGUUGCACUUGUUGUUGAUCCAGAUCCUAACAAUGGCGAUUUCCACUGGUACCGUCUUGACAAUAAUGGGCGCUGGUCACACAAACCAGGGUUAACACCUAUCAUAAACUAUGACGGGAACGGCAAUGUCAUUGACGAUCCAAGGCAAGCAGCCAAUUUUCCGAAUGGGCCAAACUACAGAUUCGUCUGCUUCAUGACGGUCAUCAAGAACAUCGUUAAGAAGAAAGGUGAAAAAGAGACUGGUAGAUGUGUGACGUGUUAAUUCUGCAUGACAAUAUGGUUAUUCUUAGGCUGGUUAUAAGGCAGCAAUAAAUAAAAGGAUUCA
Exaiptasia diaphana is the source of this 600-nucleotide messenger RNA. Its product is annotated as insoluble matrix shell protein 1. The transcript has 3 exons. The coding region runs from base 1 to 537 and encodes 178 amino acids. Lineage: Eukaryota; Metazoa; Cnidaria; Anthozoa; Actiniaria; Aiptasiidae. The record is from RefSeq and is a predicted model, not a curated record.